CUACUUAUGGGCCAACCAAACUCAUUCAUCUUCUCUCACCAACUUUCUCAUCACUCUCUCACCAAUUCUCUGUGGGCGAGACACAUCCAUGGCAGAGGAAAUCAGGUUCUUUGAGCUCAACACCGGAGCGAAGAUACCAUCGGUCGGUCUCGGAACGUGGCAGUCUGAUCCUGGUCUCGUCGGAAACGCUGUCGAAGCCGCCGUUAAGAUCGGUUAUCGCCACAUUGAUUGUGCUCAAAUCUAUGGCAACGAAAAAGAGAUUGGGUUAGUCUUGAAGAAACUGUUUGAUGAUGGAGUUGUGAAGCGUGAGGAGAUCUUCAUCACAUCCAAACUCUGGUGUACUGAUCAUGAUCCUCAAGAUGUCCCAGUGGCUCUCAACAGAACUCUUCAGGAUCUACAGCUUGACUAUGUCGAUUUGUAUCUCAUCCACUGGCCUGUUAGCCUCAAGAAAGGUUCUACUGACUUUAAGCCAGAGAACAUUUUGCCGACUGAUAUUCCUAACACAUGGAAAGCAAUGGAAGCACUCUUUGAUGCGGGAAAGGCCAGAGCUAUUGGUGUAAGCAACUUCUCCACAAAGAAGCUAGCUGAUCUCUUGGAGGUGGCUCGUGUCCCUCCCGCUGUUAACCAGGUGGAGUGUCACCCUUCUUGGCAACAGACUGUGCUCAGGGACUUCUGCAAAUCCAAAGGCGUUCACCUCUCGGGAUACUCUCCGUUGGGUUCUCCAGGGACAACGUGGCUCACGAGUGAUGUUCUGAAGAACCCGAUUCUCGGCACGGUUGCUGAGAAGCUAGGCAAGACACCUGCGCAAGUUGCAUUACGCUGGGGUCUCCAAAUGGGUCAAAGUGUUCUUCCAAAAAGCACACACGAAGACAGGAUCAAACAGAACUUCGAUGUUUUCAGCUGGUGCAUACCCGACGACAUGUUAUCCAUGUUUUCUGAGAUUGAACAGGGAAGGUUGGUGAGAGGCAUGUCAUUUGUUCAUGAGACGAGUCCUUAUAAGAGUCUUGAACAGCUUUGGGACGGUGAGAUCUGAGACUCAACAUUGACGGAUUUGUCUAAGAUAUCAGUUUGUUAUUAGUACUGCAACUUGUUUCUUUCGGAGAGGUACAAAAUUUCUCUAAUUGUCCUCCUACAUUUUCAAAUCUUCAUAAAUAAAAAAAGACACUGCUACUUCAGUUA
Molecule: messenger RNA, 1179 nt
Organism: Brassica oleracea var. oleracea
Lineage: Eukaryota; Viridiplantae; Streptophyta; Magnoliopsida; Brassicales; Brassicaceae
Product: aldo-keto reductase family 4 member C10
Exons: 6
Coding region: 89-1033 (314 amino acids)
Cellular component (GO): cytosol
Molecular function (GO): aldose reductase (NADPH) activity
Source: RefSeq, a predicted model, not a curated record